CAUCUGCAAGGGGCUGCAUGGAUGGACUCGCAUCUACCGUGAACUCACCCAGCAGAGCUUGUAGAGCUGGUCUACAGGGUUGUCGCACGUGUCUUGCACGGUGUUUGCAGGUUUGCGGCAGAAGGGAAGGAAGAGACCGUCAGGUGUUGGCAGUUGUCAUGCAGGCGAGCAGGUUGCAGUGCACACAUAGCGCCAUUGCGGUUGGAGUUCCGUCUCCCACAGAGGGUCUAGCAACCCACCCGCUGCUUCUCCACACACCUCGCACUCGUUGCCACAUGCCAUGGUUCUGUGAACUGUCUUCCUGAGCAAGGGCUCCCGGCACCAACGCUCUUCGAGAGAAGCGCGGAGGGGGUCGCGCUCAGGACCGCAUGUCCAGGUCGGAGGAGACGCCGAGGACCCUGAUCCACCUCCGAACAGCAGAAUGGCGGAUGCCGUCCGCUGGGUCCAGUAUGCCACCUACCUCCCAACCAUCAUCGUGUCUCUUCCGUUGAACCUGGCGGCCCUGUGGAUGCUGUUCUUCAAGAUCAGGCGCUUCACGGAGUCAACCGUGUACCUGACCAACCUGGUGAUCAACGACUGCCUUCUCCUAUUCUCUCUGCCCUUCAAGAUAUACGCUUACGACACAGAGUGGAACCUUUCCAGCACCUUCUGCUCCUUCCUGGAGAGCCUGGUCUACGUGAACAUCUACGGCAGCAUCGGCCUCAUCGUGUGCAUCUCCAUGGACCGCUACGUUGCCCUGAAAUACCCCUUCCAGAUGACUAGACUGCGCUCCCCACGCAAGGCCGCAGUCAUCUGCCUCUUCAUCUGGAUUACCAUUUUCGGGGCAAGUAUUCCUGUCUACAGCCUGCACGACGCCAAGGCCUUCUGCUUCCAGAACUUCUCCAACAGCACAUGGGACAGGGUGGGCAUCGUAGUUGCCAUGGAAACCACGUUCUGCAUCAGUGCGGUCGUCAUGAUUUUCUGCUCCAUCCAGGUGGUGCUAAUACUGCAAAAGAUGCGCAGACGCAACCCCCUGGACAAGAAGCUGCGGAACAACAAGUCGGUGAAAAUUGUCCUGAGCAAUCUGAUCACGUUUCUCGUGUGUUUCAUUCCGUAUCAUGUCGCUGCCCUGUUGUAUUUUCUCGCAAAGAAGCAGGUGAUCACUGGGUUCAAUGGUCGUCUGAGAGACUUUGUUCACAUUAGUUCUUGCCUGAGCAGCGUCAACUGCCUCUUCGAUGGCGUUUGCUACUAUUUCAUACUAAAGGAGAACGAGCAGUCGGUUAAACAGGAGCGGUGGCACCUUUUUUCAGUCACUCAGCGUUCGAUCCUUCGGAACGAAGGGCCGAAGACCCAGGAAUCUGCAGAGAAUCUGUCUACUGGUGUUUCCAAGACACAAAACACAGCGUGUCCUUGAUGACGGCGUUUUAUCUCGUUUUGACACGUAAACCUUUCGUCACUCUUGUAAAGAACACAAAUUGUUUUAUAACGAUAGGUAAUAAUGCUCCAGAAUAAUGUAAGAGCAUAGUAAUGUUAUACUAAAGAGUACAGUACUCAGAAGCCAUAACGAACAGAAAGGGAGUGCAUUGCAUGUUUGUAUAGUUAUUGCUGUACCCAAACGGGACAUGACUCUAAGU
Messenger RNA from Scleropages formosus (Asian bonytongue), 1613 nucleotides. RefSeq names its product G protein-coupled receptor 55a (gene gpr55a). The record is from RefSeq and is a predicted model, not a curated record. Gene Ontology annotation, molecular function: G protein-coupled receptor activity. Gene Ontology annotation, biological process: phospholipase C-activating G protein-coupled receptor signaling pathway; positive regulation of Rho protein signal transduction. The transcript has 3 exons. Lineage: Eukaryota; Metazoa; Chordata; Actinopteri; Osteoglossiformes; Osteoglossidae. Gene Ontology annotation, cellular component: plasma membrane. Bases 422 to 1393 code for a protein of 323 amino acids.